AUGGAUCCACGGCAGUAUCUGAAGAGCUAUGGCUGGAUCGAGGGAGAGGCUUUUCGGAAGGGGGCUUUGAAGAAGCCGAUUCUUGUCAAGCACAAGAAGAAUGCGUACGGAAUUGGCCACGGGAGCUCUCAGGCGGAGGCCUGGUGGGAAAAGAUGUUUGACGGGCAGCUCAAGUCUCUGGAUGUGAGCAGCGACAACGGCAGCGUGACGUUUGCACAGGACGAGGAGUCCAUCAGGCAGUUCAACAAGAGUCAGUCGCAGCUUUACAGAAUGUUUGUGAAGGGUGGAGUGCUUGAAGGAAGCAUCAAAGGGGAGCAGCAGAAGCAGCAGAAAGAGGAGCAGGACGGCCAGCUGAUGAUCUUUGAUUUGGGGGAGAAGAAAAAGAAGGGCAAGAAAGGAAAGUCAAAGAAGAAGGAAAAGAAGGAAAAGAAAGGUAAGAAAGAAAAGUCCAUCAAGUCAAAGGAUAAAUCUAAGAAGUCUAAAACCAAGGCCAAAUCCAAAGACAAGAUCUCGUCAGGAAAGAUCAAGAAAUAA
This is a messenger RNA of Ogataea philodendri, 534 nucleotides long. RefSeq lists its product as uncharacterized. The record is from RefSeq and is a predicted model, not a curated record. Bases 1 to 534 code for a protein of 177 amino acids. Lineage: Eukaryota; Fungi; Ascomycota; Pichiomycetes; Pichiales; Pichiaceae. The transcript has a single exon.